ACUGUGGAUAGAAGAAGUCAAAGAAGUGAGUUGCAGGUGUAGGAGAGCUUGCAGACUACACAAUGGAUUGCACCUUCUUUGUGGCAAUUAUCAAAUUAAUUUUUUAGUAAUAAACUUAGCAAAUAUUCAUCAUUGCUGUUAAUAAGCGGCAUAAAUGAUAGUAUUUUAAAAUGGCUACAAUUAUACAGAAAAAUGGGAUGAAGUCACUAUCCAACGGUGCAGUAAACCAUUUGGUUAUGGACCAGUAUUUGAUGAAAGAUCCAGUUCAGGCCCAAAUGAAGACAGAGGACCAGCUUCAGUUGCAGACAAUGCAGGCACAAAACAGCAUUGUGGAACAGUGUGUGAAAGAAAGUGAAGAACCUGAACCAGAAAUAGACAUUGUAAUUAACAAUGUGGUGUGUAGUUUUAGUGUUAGGUGUCAUUUAAAUCUGCGACAAAUAGCUCUCAAUGGAAUAAACGUUGAAUAUCGGCGAGAACAUGGGAUGGUAACCAUGAAACUCAGAAAGCCAUAUACAACAGCCUCCAUCUGGUCAUCAGGGAAGAUCACGUGCACCGGUGCCACCAGUGAGGACGAAUCCCACAUCGCCGCUCGUCGCUUUGCGCGGAGGCUACAGAAACUGGGCUUCAAAACUCGCUUUGCCAACUUCCGUAUCGUCAACGUUUUGGGCACAUGUUCCAUGCCAUUUUCCAUCAAGAUAAAUGCUUUUUCUGAAUAUCACAAACCACAGGCAGAGUAUGAACCAGAACUUCACCCAGGUGUGACUUUCAAGUUAAAACAGCCCAAAGCAACCUUAAAAAUAUUUUCUACAGGGAGCAUAACCGUGACAGCACCUUGUGUGAAUGACGUGCAGCAGGCAAUCGAGUACAUCUAUCCUCUAGUCUACCAGUUCCGUAAAGAACGCACAAAAGAAGACGAACUGUUGGCGUCCCAGAAGAGUGCACAGGGGCGGAAGCGCAAGGUGGCCUGCGUGGACAGCGAGGACUCGUAUGAAGAGGAGAGCGAGGACAGCUGUGAAUAGCCGGGCCAGGUCGCAGCACUUAUGGGCCAAAGGAAUUUAGCUAUAAAGAUUAUGAUUAACAAGUUUACUACUUAGAUAUGAGCGCACUCCUACCAAUCGCAGACUCGCUCAUUCUCGUUCUCGACCGACUGAACUGGACUCGUUUAGUUUUAUACCUCGGUGCAAAACCUGUCGUUCAUAGUUACUAUAUUUAUUGGUUUUUUAAAUUUAAUAUUUCUAAUCAGUGUCUUACUGGAGAAAUUAGUUGUGUUGACAGGUGAACUGAAAUGCCAAAGACUUGAAAACAGGAUGAGAACUGUAUUAAGUUUUGCUGUUGACCUUGAAUAAUUUUUUAUAAUAAAGCAAUAGAUGGGAUAUUGAUGUUAUACAUUAAAUACUGUUCUCGCUUGAUACAUUUGGUUUUUUUAGUUUAAUGUUCAUUGAUGUCUCACCCCACAUUGUGGAUCCCACUGGAAAGGCAUUUUGUAAAUUACAGACGGACUCAAAUAAAUGUGUUUCUCCCUGGUUAUGUCUUCCUGAUAUAUUUUGUCAUUAAACUUUUCUUGUGGUUGAUUAACUAUUCUACUGAAUACUUUUCAUCCCAAGACAUUUAUUAAACUUAGAUAAUAUAAAAUGUAUUGCAAGUAAGUAGUAAAUUGGAAUUAAAAGAUGAGCAAUACACAUUCAAUUGAGAUUGGUAUACACUAUGAUGUAACACAUGACUAAAUAAAUUGUCGUCUCUUGUGUGUAGAUAAAAUUAGUGUUUGUUAAAAUGAGCUUUUUGUGCUUUUUUCCAGUAACACCAGUGAUAUCCGCAUUUAUGAGUGGUACUGCAACAUUAGCUUUGUGAUUGUUCAUACUUAUGUAGAGCUGAACAAGCGACUAUAAACAGGUGCUGAUAGACCGUACUAUGUGAUACUGAUGACUACCUUAUCAAAGUGUUAGGAGAGUGGAAGAGAGAGAGUAAUUAUUACUGUAGUGAUAACUCCUGUUAAUCUUUAAUUUGCAUUUUAGCUUCCGGUGGGAUCCAAGUAAACUUUGUUUUAGUUAUACGAUCAAAGCACACAAUAAAACUCAAUAAUUUUUGUUCCUUUGCUUUUGAUUUAGUUUAAUUUAAUUAUGUAAAAAUUGUUAACAUGUGUACGAUGUUGGACACCCUUAUAACCACAGUUUGUUUUAUUUACGGUGUCAUGUCGUACCUAUAUUUCCUUUAAUUCAGUUUGUUUUCUAUGAAAGAUAUCUCACCGAGUAAGAGAGUAGAUUUAGUUACUUUUAUUUAUUUUAAUUAUAGUUAUCGUUGUUAUUUUUAUCGUACUGACUGGAUAUAUUUAUGUAUCAAUAGAAUGUACGAGUAUUCUUUGUUUAUUAGUUAAGACAUUGAAGCCUAGAUGACAGCGUUUGUUUACCUUUAGGUUAUCUUGUCUGUGAAUCUUCCCUGUGAGUCCGUUUGUGAAAUGUAAUAUUAUAUCAACAAAUAGUUUAGCUAAUUUUUUAUGGAAAAUUACAAAACUGAAUGUACUAAAUGUUUAAAGUAGGAGCGAUUACGUGUUUAAACAUGUGUAUUUAUAUAUUUGGUUUAGUAGGUCAGAAAUACUUUUCUCCUUUGAACAACUUGAUUUGACAAUUGUCAACAAUUCCUGGAUGUGGCUAGUUUCAUUUAUCAAUGUUAUCACCUAAUCUAUGGAUGCAAAUGCAGCAACUAGCGUCUCAGUCCGUCCCACUAAAGCCUUCUCCUUCAUCUACGUUUCAGCUAUAAUUUCAUUCUUACAGAGGACGGUAACAACUAUAAAUAUAAAAAACUUACAGUGGAUGUCCUUAAUUUGAAAAUGGCCAAUAAUCCAACCAGUUAAACAUCUCUGUAUAGGUGUGUUGAAGUUUGUUUAUGUUCUUCAGGCUGUUAGAUAAUGAUUGUCUCUAACAGUAAAGAAAUAGACUCAUGGUUCUUAAGAAAAUAACGAAUAUUCCGAAGAUACUUCUGAGUGUUAUCCUACACUGUCAAGGUGUGUUCCUUCUGUAGAAUUGUGGAAAAUCUUACAGUGAUGAGAAAUUACUAAUACAGUUUUGUUUUGACAAUUGUCGAAGAAUAUAUGAACUAAAUGGGUUAAAUGUACUAAAUUCUGUGGUGUAAGGUCAAAAAUUCUCAGCUAGUGAUAUUUUUCACCUCUGCUCAUAAAUUUAUGAUAUAAAGACAAGUAAAUUACACUGUUUUGACAUAAGCUGUUUGACGUUUUUAUGUACAUAUUAUCAGUGUAUAAUUUAUCUUAGAAGUCAACUGUUAUUGAAACCUCAGUGUUAUUGAGGUUCAACAUUACUACGUCAGUUGUUAUGGGAAAAGUGAUAGCUGUUUUCUCACUUUUGAAUUUGUUUACAGUGAGACAAAAUUGGUCAUAUGUGACGGACUGCAGAGGUAUGUUGUGUUUUUAACUAUUUUAUUGUUCUUUGAUAUUUCUGAUUUAGUAAAACUUUAAAUUGUUCUGGCAACUAUACACAUUUUGAGAUGUUCUGUCAGGGAAAAUAUUUUGCAGCUUCCUUGUUGCUGUGCAAUGCACAUGUUAGAUAAUAAUCUUUUAAGGAUCAAUCACUGGGAAAAUUGAUAAUGAAAGAUAUGUUCAGAAAUGUAAGUGGUAAGCAGCAGCAGCCUAGUUUAAAACUCCAAUUCUUGUAAAAACUAACUAUGGAAUCAAAUAUUAUUAUUAUUAUGACAAUAGAAAAGUAUUUGUGUACUAAUUAUUAUUAAUUAUUUAUUAACAUCUGUACAACCCAAUCCAUGUUAAAAAAUAACAAUUAAAUUAUUGUUUCAAAGUCUUGUAUAAGACACACUUUAUGUUCUUGUAGGUAUUACCUUUUGAAUAUUACGUGUGAACAAAUUUGGUAAUCUCAAGAGUUAAUUUAAGUUGGAUUUGUUAACUCACAUUAUCCUCCCUUUUGAAAAGCACAAUUUUUGCUCAAAAUAUAUAUAGAUAUAUUUAAAGAGUUGUGUUUUACAAAUUGAUCGCAUUUAUUGGUUUUAUUGUUAACAAUAACAUGUGUAUUUAUGACUUCUUAAAUAAACAUUGGCCGAGUUUUAAAGGCACAAGCUUUUGUGUAUAUCUGUUUAAGGCAAUACUACUCAGUUAUUUAGUCCCCGCACAUUGUUGAAAUUGAAAGUAAGCCCUAAUUAAAAAAGUGGAUGAGUAACCGUAUUCUGUAUAGAAAUAAUACAUCGGCAUGGUUCUGAUUGGAUGUAAUAACAUUUCUUAUUGUUACUAAUAGCAAUAAUGUAUCGAAUUUAGCGGAAUUGACAAUGUUAAGGACUGGCUUUUUACUGUUUGGAAAAUGUAGAAUAUAUAUUUUAUUCCUGAGUUUGCGUAAUAAUUCAGUAAAUGUGCUGAUUAAAUCCAAUAUCUGAAUUAGUGUUUAGUAAAAUUAGUGUGUUGACCGUUUAUUUGUAAUGCACACAUAAGUAGGCAUACACUUCCAUUUUAUAACCGUAACAGUAAAAUGAUCAUACUCAAAGCUGUUUUAAUGUAGACAUUGUACCAUAAUGUUCUGUUAGUUGAUGUGUUGUUUAUUGAAGUGGUAAUAUAUAAUUGUUGUCAAUUCAUAAUAUAACUCUGCUAUUGUACUAACUACAAGAAAAUCUACAUAAUUAGCACGAUUGGAUCAAUAGCAAUAUUGUCAUAAUAACACAAAUAAUGAUACAGGUAUACUAUAUCAAGAACAAGGUACUGUUUAAGUGUUUGAAUAAGAAAAUAUGCCACAAAGCUUUGAACUCACAGUUAUAAACUGGUUAGAUGAUUUUUCCAAAUCGUGAAUUCCUAUUCUAUAUAAACUUAAGCUGUACAGAACACAACUAUAAUACACAUAAGUUUAGCUCCGGUGAUUAGGUAAAGUUUUGUUUAUAUGAGAGUUCCCAUUGUACUGAGUCCAUUACCACAUAAUUUUGCUUCCAGGAAACAAUAAUUGCUGUCAAGGAAUAAUAGUGUUUAGAAAAAUAAUCGUUAAUAUUACUUGUAACUUGUUUGCUUGUUUCCAAGAAUGUGAAACAUUUAUUGAAAUAUUUCAACUGAGUUCUUGUUUAUUCAAUAUUAUAUAAGGCUAUGUUUUUUUAUAACAAGAUUUAAGAUUUUACUGUCCUCAAAUCAUUUUUGUGUAAAUUAAAAACAAAAUAAAUUUAUUGACAAGAAUCCACAAAAUUAGCAAAUUUGGAAAUGUAUUUUAAUCACUUCAAAAAUAAGAUUAAUUCUCUAGAUUAAUAAGAUUUAAAUAAUCUUGAAAGAUCACAGAAAAUGAAUGUUUGUUUAUUACUGGUGUUUUUGUAUCUAUUAUUAUUUUUUUAAAUUCAUGAAUCCAAUAAAUAUAUUUACUAUUAUUAAUAAUUAUGUUGGAGUUUACUCUAAUUUACUUAUGUCUAUGAACAAAUCAAUUACUGUUUAAAUCGAGUAUAUAGAUAAAGCGUUUGUAUUGUUUAAUUUUUAAUAUUUAUAAAAUAUUUGAUCAACUUUUUGUAAUAAUUUUUAAUUAUUAUGUUUUUUUUUAUAAAAUAUUAAAAUGUGUCUUCCGAUUUACUAACCAUUUAUCUGUAUUGACUUUCAAAUAAUACUAAUAACUUACAGGCAUUUUAAAGUAACUAACGUAAAUAACAGUUCACUGCUGUAUUGGUCCAAUUUUCUUUUUUUACAAAUGUCAUAUUUUGAAACUGGUAGAUUCCCUUAGUUUGGGUUGUUAGGUGUUGUAGUUCAAAGAUUCUAUAAAAACCAUAAUUUGUUUGAACAAGUGGUUCCAAGAUUUGUAUUUUACUAAGAUUAAUGUAAUGAAAGCUAGUUUUGUAAAUAUACAUUAAAUACACAACAUGUGAAUGGUUUAAUUUUAAACCAUGUGUAUAAAGCUAUAAUGUUUCUACAGUAAAGGACUUUCAAAAUGUAGAUUUUAAGGAUGUUUAUAAAAAUAAAAUACUGUUUAGUUCUUUGUUGUUUGAAACAAAACACACUUUGUUGUACUUUCAAUCACAGCGAUGUUGUAUAUUCUAUGUUUAAACAUUAUUUAUUAAUGAUCAUUUAAUUUUCAAUUAAAAUUUGUUUUUAUCGUAUUUAUGAAAAAUUGUGAAAGUGCCAAAAUACUUUUAAAGGACUAAACGAUUUUAUGUCUGCACUCUGAAAUUUUGUGUAAAAUAUUAGUCGUACAAUGUAACAAUUUCAUUGAUCUAUUUCAUGAAUCCAGUAAAAAUGUUCUCAGUUACCUUUAUCAUUUAAAAAAGUGAAAUGCUCUGAAAGGCAAACGGUAAAUAAUCACAUACAAUUUUUGUUAUUAGUUAAUUUUUGUGUUGAGUCUGUCAAGAGAUUUCUUUGUUAUACUCAGUUUUCUCUAAAUGAAAUAAAUUUCAGACCUUAUAAAUGUUACUUGUAGAAUGUUUUCCUCAUCUUUGAUCAUAACAGUAAAACAAGUCUAAGAAGUAAAGUAAAAAAGUGAAGAAGCUAAGUUUUCACAAUGCUCCACAAUUAUUAUUUGUAGAGUUUUUGUGCAAACUUCUUAUAUGAUCUAUUUUUCAUCUCAAACUUGUAAUUAUAAAAAAAUAUUAAUAUGUUUGAAACUAAACUUUUCUGAAUUUAUUUUAAUAACUUGUGCCUUUGUUUUAUUUCAAUGGUAUAUCAGUCAUAUUUUUGCCAAAAAAAGGUUUAUUAUUUUAAUCCCAAUGAUAUCCUUAGUACACAGUCAAAAAUGUUAUUUAAAUUGAUAUAUUAAUUUAAUAUUUAUUUUAUUAUUAAAAGUCUUUUCUGAUUUAUUUUGGUGCUACUCGCUUUUGAACAUUUUAUUAUUAAUUCAUUGUAUAUUAUUAUUAAUGGCCUUAUCAAGUUCAUCAAUGAUAUUUUAAUAAAAGUUAUAGAUUUGUUUAUUCUAGCUAUACAUAAUUAUUCCUAUAAUUAUAGUUUAAACUCUUCAAGAUAUAAUGUCAUUUUCUGAAAUAUUUGAAGACCAAAUAAUUGCUACUUUGUUUUUUUAGCUAUUGUAAUGUUUUUCUUUAAAACAAAAUUGUGUUUACUAAGAAUGCAUUUUUAAUUUUUAAAUUUGAACAGCGAAUUUCAAAUAAAGCUAAUGUUUUGUUUUAUUAAAAUCUUAAAUCAAUAGUGUCAUUGUGGCUUAGAGAAAAUAAUUUUAAGAAAAGUAAUACAUAAUAUUUAGAUAACUUAUAAUCAGAAGCAAUAUUUUGAUUGAAGUGGUAUAGUUUAAUAAAGUAAAGCAAACCCACAUAACUGCGCAGGCAAAAUAAUGUCUUAUUUGUAAGUAAUUUAGCAGAGGCUGAUACAGUUUUAAACAGUUCUAAAGAAAAACAAUGCAAUAUAAAAGUGGCAUUCGGUGAACCAAUAAGACAAGUUGUUAGAAAGAUCUGCCUUAACUAACAUUGUUAUCAUAGCCCCUGAAUGUGUGUCAGUGUUCUUAUUAUAUAGUUUGUGAUACAAUAUUUGUAAUAAUUUUUAAAAAAAUAUUGUAGCAAUACUGCAAAUAAUGUGGAAAUACAUUAUGUAUUUGCCAAAUACAAUCCUUGUGAAAUAGAACAGACUGUGUGUCAAUAAAAUUAUUUCCAUCAAA
Homalodisca vitripennis (glassy-winged sharpshooter) is the source of this 7565-nucleotide messenger RNA. Its product is annotated as TATA box-binding protein-like 1. Lineage: Eukaryota; Metazoa; Arthropoda; Insecta; Hemiptera; Cicadellidae. Gene Ontology annotation, molecular function: general transcription initiation factor activity; DNA binding. The record is from RefSeq and is a predicted model, not a curated record. Gene Ontology annotation, biological process: DNA-templated transcription initiation. The transcript has 5 exons. The coding region runs from base 171 to 1019 and encodes 282 amino acids.